CAAAGACCAACAUUGGAUAUUAUUUAGCGAGCUAGAAUUAAGUGUUGGAUUUUAGCCACACUUUUAUAAUAGUGUGCAUACUCUGCUUCAAUGGUUGGUGUGGGUGGAAAAUAUCUGGGGGACCCCACUUCUUUUUUCUCUUACUGCAUUUUUCACUUGUAUCUCGCAUUUCAAUUUCUCAUUGCAUUUUCGUGUUCUUUGUUUGUCUUUAUUGCCUUUUUUCUUCCGCAUUCAUAUUCAAAGUCAAAUUCACGCAUUAGCGUCGCACAUAAGGAAAGCUGCCACACGCAUAUAUACCGCACAUUUAACAUGUCUCAGCCAAACCCGAUCUUGGAGUGGGCCACGCAGUUUUACUGCUCCCUGGACGACCACGAAAUGGUUGAUGAGCUGUUAUCUCUUCACGACUGCAACACCGGCAGUUCAAAGUCUGCGUUCCCAUCGUCGGCACUUUCAUCGAACGACACGGAGACGGAAAAUCGCGAUCCGCUCUGCUCGACAGGGGACAGCCAGCCAUUGUAUGUGUCGUUUUACAAACUGCGACGGGCGCUCGAAAACAUUGGUCCAAUGUGUUUAGGUCUCUCAGAAUUGGACAUGGAAUCAAGCGCGCAACUUCCCUGGGAAUCUUUUCUGCAUUCUCAGCGCAUAUCACAGCUCGACCUUAGUAUAUCCGCCAACAUUGAAAGCAAUAACAGCAGCAACAGCAGCAGCAACAUCGAGAUGCCAACAGAUCCAUUUGCGCAAUCACCUGACAACCGGAAGCGAGACGCUUUGGCAUUGGGGCACCAGGCGAAAAACUGCGAUUCUACAAGUUCUCAUGAACCAGUAGAUAUUCCGGCAGCCAUAUAUUCGCUUAUAACCGUCGAAAAGGCGCGCAGGAGCUAUGUUGCGAAGCUGCUCAAUACGAGGCAACCGCAAAGAUCCGUAGCUGAUCAGUCCGAGCGCUGGCGACACAAAGUUGCAAAGCGCAAUAUUGCAUCCGAAACGCAAUUUGAAAACGUGCUGGUGGCGCUGAAGGAGCUCGUCGUGCUGCAAGCCAUUGCCAGCCCGAAAUACGCGCAGAGUGGAGAGAUCAAACGAUGCUUGGACUGUACAGGCAACACAAGCGGCGACGACGACGAGCCUGAUGCCUCGACAGCGCUUCGAGUUGAAACCAACUUUGACGCCGCUCAAUGCCUGACUAUCUUAAACAUGAUGUUUCCAUUGGAUGCGUUUAACAUAGGGAGGCAGGGGUCCUUUGGCAGAAACGAGUGGGACCACAGGUACGCAUUCUCGUUGAAACACGUUGUGAGCCCUCGUAUGCAACUGCAUCAGCUGCUCUGCGAGGUCGAGGCAUGGAUAAACAAAGACGAUCGAGUGACCACAUCUAUGAUCCGCCGAACAAGCAUUUUUGGCGAUCAACACUUGAAGACUCCUGCCGCUGGAGAUUCAGACGAUUCACAGCACGCGAGAAACAGCGCGUGCUCGCAGUCCAGCAACAAUCGGACUCCUUCAGAGUGUCCUGCGUGGCUAGCGUCUGCUCAAGGGUUUGCGUGGGACCAGCUAAAGCAAAGCUGUUUGUCAUAUUUGCAAAGGGCGCAGCAGAAUAUUUGGGAGCACUAUGAGAUAAUGCGCCUGUGGCUGGCCGAAAGCAACCAAUCCACAGUCUCUGCUACCAAGGACGACGGGGAAUGUUUUGAAAGCGCGCAGAAAACCUUGCAAAAUUCGAUUAUUCGAGACAACGAUUUGCUGCUGAGGGAGGUCAACGAGCAACUGCCAUCUGGAAGUACUGUUAUCGAGCGCAUCGCCUGCCACUCGCAGCUAGUGAAGCGCAGGUUUUCGUCACAUGCUGUAUAUGAUGCGUUAUCGAAGUAAACAUUUUCUAUUGUUUUUUGAGGUGGACAUUUUCUACAAUUGUUUAUUUAUUUAUUAAAUGUCAAUGUCAAUUCUAGUGCCAGUGCCAAUGCCAAUCAAUUUUAUUAUUUGU
Kickxella alabastrina is the source of this 1963-nucleotide messenger RNA. RefSeq lists its product as uncharacterized. NCBI's taxonomy places the organism in Eukaryota, Fungi, Kickxellomycota, Kickxellomycetes, Kickxellales, Kickxellaceae. The record is from RefSeq and is a predicted model, not a curated record. The coding region runs from base 91 to 1851 and encodes 586 amino acids. The transcript has 3 exons.